Messenger RNA from Musa acuminata AAA Group (dessert banana), 2618 nucleotides. RefSeq names its product zinc-finger homeodomain protein 4-like. Gene Ontology annotation, cellular component: nucleus. The transcript has 2 exons. Lineage: Eukaryota; Viridiplantae; Streptophyta; Magnoliopsida; Zingiberales; Musaceae. Gene Ontology annotation, molecular function: transcription cis-regulatory region binding; DNA-binding transcription factor activity. Gene Ontology annotation, biological process: regulation of developmental process; regulation of DNA-templated transcription. The record is from RefSeq and is a predicted model, not a curated record. Bases 1348 to 2151 code for a protein of 267 amino acids.
GGGACUCCUUCUGUUCCUCCCCCUCUCUCUCUUUCUCUCUCUCCCCCCUCCUCUGACACUGCAGUCCUCAAUUUCUCUGUUUCCAUCUAUGUGGUAAGCUUGAUACCUGAUAGUGCAAACAAAGCAAACACCCCACACCUUAUUAUUGUUUGGUCACCACCCCCUAAAACUUUCUCAGUUUUCCAGUGUCCUGAAAAUUUCUGCUUCUCUUUCUAUAUUGUUCCAAGCUUUGUGAUCCCUCAAUACUUUUGCUAGUCCCUUUUUUAGCUUCUCACAACCACAACCCUUCAGCCAAAUCACAUCAAUUCCUUUCUCUCUCACUUCUUUUCCUUUGCUCUCCUAUUGGCUUUAUUUCUCUUCUUCUUCUUCUUCCACCUAAGCUCCUCCUAAUGCCCUCUUCUUGCCAUGGAAACCACAAUGGAGGAUAUGCUGAAUCUUCUUAUGGAGUAAACCAACAAGAGUUUUCUGGAAUAAACUCCAUGCCUACUCCCUUCCUUACUUCCAAGCCUUGAAAAGAAAGGAUCACUUCUGCUUUACCCCUGCAGCCUAGAGAGAGGAAGGUGGGUUUUGUUCUGUCCUAGGUUCUCAAGCAUUCUGCAUUGCUGCAUGGCUCCAACCAUCAUGGAGCAUCUCUACCUGUUUGUUUUCUUCGGUUGUACUUAUGAGACAAUGAAGUGGUGGUCAUCUGAAUGCUAGUAGGAAAUCUCUAGGCACUGUUGUGAUUCUUGUUGUUUUCCUCAUGGGUGGGAAAGUCUAGUCUCCCACAACCAACAAGAGAUUACUUGGCUAUCAUCUUUCAUGCUUCAGGAUUUUAAAUUUGUUAGAAAGAAAGGUCAGCAUUGGUCUUCAGAUUACAAUGACUACAUGGUCUUUUUUGCAAUUCCAUCAUCAUCUAUCUUGUUCUUCCUCUUAUGAAUUAUUGUCCAAAUCAAUCUGUUAAUCUCACCUUCAUCUAGUUCUUUUUUCUGUUUUCUAGUCACAUAUUUACUCUGGAGAUAGAGCCAAGCAUCUCUUCCAAUUUUAGGAUCCCAUUCUUCACUCUUGGGUCUUCAAGGUUGGAACAAGAGAGAGAGAGAGAGAGAGAGAGUGUGUGAGGUUUACCUGGAUAAGGUUCUCUAGAACUCAGAGCUUCUCAGUUUUCUGCCAAAGGGUAAGUGGGUUCAUCAUUUAGACUCCCAAGCAUUUCAGACCAAAAGCCUUUGCUCAAAGUAUAUGGAUCCUUGAGUGUCUAGUUUUAAUUUUACUUGUCCUUUCUUAUUCUUCUUUUUUUCUUGUCACUGACCUUUUCCUUCUGGUGUUGAGGUCAAAAAAAGGACCUCAAAAAUAGAGAGCACAAAGUUUAAGAGAAUGGAUCUUUCUGGUCAAGAAGGAGAGAUCCCAAUCCCAAUAACCAGUGUAUAUGUUGGUGGUCAUGCCCAUGGCAGCAUCCAUGACAGCCCUCCCAUCCACCACCCCUCCAAUGGCCCUCCUCCUCCUCCCCUAUCCACUGCCACCACAGAGGACCACCACCACAACACCACCAACUCCUACAGCACCAAGAAAGGGGUGGUAGUAAGGUACAGGGAGUGCCUCAAGAACCAUGCAGCUUCCAUCGGUGGGAAUGCCACUGAUGGGUGCGGUGAAUUCAUGCCCAGUGGCGAGGAGGGAACUCUGGAGGCCUUGAAGUGCUCUGCCUGCAGCUGCCACAGGAACUUCCACAGGAAAGAGACAGAAGGAGAGCCCUGCUGCGACUGGUUCUACCCCCUCAGGGGGAGGAAGGUGAUGGGCCACAAGGGCCUCCUCAUCUCAGGAUCAGAUGCAUUUGGUUACAGCCCUGCAUGCAAUAGCCUCAUUCCAAGGGCCACACCUCACAACAUGAUCAUGCCUCUUGGUGUCAUGCAGACCUCUGAGUCUGAUGAGAUGGAAGGGGUGGGUGCAAUGAUGGCAAGGCCUGUCGUGGUGAAGAAGAGGUUCAGGACCAAGUUCACCCCAGAGCAGAAGGAGAAGAUGCUGAGCUUUGCUGAGAAGGUGGGGUGGAGGCUGCAGAAACAGGAGGAGAGUGUGGUCCAGCAGUUCUGCCAGGAGAUUGGGGUGAAGAGGAGGGUCCUCAAGGUGUGGAUGCACAACAACAAGCAUCACUUGGCAAAGAAGAACUCUCUCCAGCUUGAAUGACCACUGAAAUCCUCUUGCAUCAUCAUGCCAAAUGCUCAUCUUACAAUGAAGGAGAUAUAAACUAGAGAUCCAUCUACCAAGAACACAGAUUAAUUGCGAGGAAUGGACAGGAAGCUCUAGAGCUAGCUAGCUCUGCAAGGAAGAUGGAGAACUCUCUGACAGAUCCAUGCUUCUUCUGAGCUCCUACCAUGGCCGAAAGCACUCGACUCACUGAGUCUAGCAAUUAUUUGUGGUUCAAGUUGCAUAGAAAGGCAAGCAUUACAUUCUCAUCCAAGCGCGGUCACCUUGGAUUGACCAUAAAGCCUAUGAAUCACCAUUGUUGUUUGAAUUGAUGACCUCCAGAAGACAUGGUUGCCUCCAUGAAGUCAGUACUGUGUAGUGUCAUAACUACACUCUUCCAUCUUCUGUGAUUGAGAUUCUGCAAGGCCACAGCACUAACUAAAUCAAUCACAUGAAUUUAACUUAGA